Molecule: messenger RNA, 840 nt
Organism: Drosophila takahashii
Lineage: Eukaryota; Metazoa; Arthropoda; Insecta; Diptera; Drosophilidae
Product: coiled-coil domain-containing protein 124
Biological process (GO): transcription by RNA polymerase II
Cellular component (GO): nucleus
Molecular function (GO): transcription coactivator activity
Source: RefSeq, a predicted model, not a curated record
AUCACUUUUAAGGACACAAUGCCAAAGAAAAUGGGAAUGAACUCAAAGGCGGUGGAGGCCCGCGAACGCAAGGAGGCCACCAAGAAGGCCACGCAGGAAAAGAAGACCAAGGAGGCGGAGGAUCGCCUGUGGCACGAUGACGACAAGAAUCUGGCCAAGAAACAGCAGCGCAAGGAGGAGGAGGAUCGCAAGCGGGCGGAGGCGGCCAAGCGGAAGGCGGAGGCCAAGGCGCUCCUCGACCAGGAGAUGUCCGCCAUCAACACGCAGCGCAAGCAGCCGCUGGCCAAGAUCAAUCGCCAGCAGAUUCUGGAGGAGAUCGAGAAGAAGCAGCGCGUGAUUGAGGCCAUCAACGAGGCCAACAAGCCGGCGGCCACGCGAGUGGUGGUGCAAAACCAUGUUGUCGAGGAGAACCUCAACCGAUCCAUGGCCGACACGGAUGUGGCCUCCAACAUUGACGAGGCUAUUGUGGUGCUCAGUGUCAACGACAGCGAGGACGACAAGCAUCCCGAGAAGCGAAUGCGCGCCGCCUACAAGACCUUCGAAGCCAACAAUCUGCCCCGCAUCAAGGCCGAGAACCCCUCGCUCCGCAUGUCCCAGUGGAAGCAACUACUGAUGAAGGAGUGGAACAAGUCCCCGGACAACCCCUUCAACCAGGCGCGCUGAGUGCUAAAAAGGACGAAUUUCACCGACCCCUCGACGAGUGUGCGUACUCUAGUGACUGUUUGCUGCCUAGCAGCAAAGACUAAUCAAAUGGUUCUGAAUCACCUUUGAACUAUACGCAGAAUUUAGUUUAUACAAAACAUUGUGGAAAAAAUAAAUGUAUUUAUUUAUUUAAGCCCA